Platichthys flesus (European flounder) is the source of this 3732-nucleotide messenger RNA. RefSeq names its product neuronal PAS domain protein 4 like (gene npas4l). The transcript has 8 exons. Bases 745 to 2970 code for a protein of 741 amino acids. Gene Ontology annotation, biological process: regulation of transcription by RNA polymerase II. NCBI's taxonomy places the organism in Eukaryota, Metazoa, Chordata, Actinopteri, Pleuronectiformes, Pleuronectidae. Gene Ontology annotation, molecular function: protein dimerization activity; DNA-binding transcription factor activity, RNA polymerase II-specific; RNA polymerase II transcription regulatory region sequence-specific DNA binding. The record is from RefSeq and is a predicted model, not a curated record.
CUUCAGUAAUGCUGCAUUAAAAUGAAUAUCAAGCCACUCAAGAUUAGCUUCAGUCAUGUUGAUCUGGUACAGAAACCUCCUGCAACAACAUCACUGGAAUUCACAUGGAAUAAUCCCACUGGGGAUUUAUAGUGUGUGUGAAUUUAUAGUGGAACAAAAGUAUUACAGAUUCAUUAAUAAACUUCUAAUCGUGUGAUAUUUAUAUCAGUCUCCUGAAGACAAAUCAAUGAUCUAUUUUUACUCGCUCAAUAUCAUUAAUACACACUGGGAUUCAUCCUGGCUUAAUUUCUCCUUUUGUGGCACUUUGUGUGUCCUUGUGACGUGUGUCCCCCCGCUCUGAGGACACCCACUGUAUAAGGCAGUGAAGGGAGCAGCAGCAGAAGCCCUGCCUCCCCCUUUGUGUGCGACGCCCACGCUGAAGCCCUGGCAGCUAUAAAAGCCCUCGCUCUCUGUGGAUGGGCCCAGACAGAUAGUGAUCACACAGACUGCGUCUACUGAGAGCAGUUUCCAUAGGAACCCUCCAUAUUCAAAGUCCCAUUCUGCUCAUGGGGAGGAGACACCAGGGCUGAAUUGUGAAAAAGAGGCUAGAUCUGUUCAGGCCAAUUAUUAGAUUUUUAUUUUUUACGCUUCUCCCAUGGAGGAGAAAGAUUUUUUUUAAAUGAAAGUGUGGAAGGAGUGACUCUGAACUCCGGCUCUCCAGAUUUAGUUGGUCCAGUCUUCAUCCAAACUCUGACCUCAUCCAACAUGGUCUCUCACAGAUCCACCAAAGGAGCGUCUAAAGCCCGGCGGGACCACAUCAAUCACGAGAUCAGGAAAAUGCGGGCUUUGCUGCCCAUCAGCCACGACGACCAGGAGCGUCUGUCCUACCUGCACUCCAUGUCAGCCAUCUGCACCUACAUCAGGAAGUCUGUCCUCCUCCGAGGCGUCCUCCCCGGGGACGGAUCUCACUGUUCUCUACCGUACGAGGCCUUUCUCCAGGCUCUGCACGGCUUCAUCCUGGUCACCAGCUCCCAGGGGAAACUGGUCUAUGUGUCGGAAAAUGUAGCAGAAUACCUGGGUCUGUCGAUGAUUGACGUGCUUCAAGGAGACACUUUCUAUGACAUGCUCGAACCCUCUGAUGUCGAUGAUGUCAAAUCAAACCUGGACAUGGAAAACAACUUAUCAACAGAGCGAAGCUUCAUAUGUUGUAUGCAAACCUCAAAGGCCUUCAAGCUGCACCACAGCAGCUACUGCUCCAUGCUGGUCAGGGGCAGCUUCCAGUCCGUCCCUCUGCCCAGUCCGUCCUCCUCUGCCGCCCCCGAGUCUUUGUUUGUGGCCCUGUGCACCCCCACAGUGAACCGGCUGAGCAGCUCAGACUCCAGCUUCUGUCACAGCUUCACCAGCGUCCACAGGCUGGACAUGAGCUUCACUCAGCUGUCAGACAGUGUUUUAUAUUAUCUGGGGUAUUCAGCCGAUGAGAUGACCGGGCGAUCGUGGUACAGCCUUGUCCACCCUGACGACCUUUCCCUGAGUGCAGAUUCUCACAGAAGUAUAAUGGACACAGAUGAGGGCUUCCAGGUGGAGAUGGUGCUGAGACUCCAGUGCAAGGAUCUGUCAUGGGCCUGGGUCUACACCCGAGCUAACAAGGACACAGAGUGUCAGGGCAUCAGUUGCACUAACCACAUCAUCAGUGAAACAGAGGCCAGAUUCCUGCAGAAGGAAAUUGGCAGCGAUGCCUUCAGGCCAUCAUCUCCGGCGAACUCCUGCCAUAUUGCAGCUCAACAGGCGCCACACUCUCAGACCUACAAUAAUACUAAAUCUUUCAAAAGGCAGAGGACUUCUGACAGCCAGAGCGAAGAGCCUGCCGGUGCCAGAAUGAGGAGGGAGUCGGAGCAAGGCUACGCGGCGUGUGUCUACUCCCGAGAUGGGAGCUCACCUGUUCCCUCGGGUGAUGUCCCCACCGCUCUCUUCACGCCUCCCUACAGCCCGGCCUCCUCCGGCUCUCCUCUGCAGCAGGAAGAACUCAGCCAUGACCUCCUGAUGGAUGUGCACGGCUACAGUGAUCAGCUGCUGUCCUCCCCGGAGGCCUCUCCCUCCUACUACUCCUACCCAGAGGCAGCUCUCACCUGCCACCCAAGGCCCUCCGACUCCCUCCCUGCAGCCGCUGAACACUCCUUUUACCAGGCGGCCUUUGGUGAGGUCAGGCCGCCCUCUCCACUGUCCAUCUCAUCUCCAAACUAUGAUUUCCAGUCUUGUACAUCUGAUGCUCGAUUGGUUCCAGACUGCCUGUCGGCGUCCGACAUGUGUGGGAGCCUGGCAGAAUGUGCUCUGCAUCAAGACGAUUACAGCCUUCUAGAGCAGCCAGAAGGGGGCGACCUUUUGCAAGUGCAACAUGUGCCCCACCACCAUGUAAUGCAUGCACACUCCAGUCUUCUAACGCCCAACCAGUCUCCUACGUCCUCAGAGUCUAACCAGUACAAUGAGAGGGAGCAGGCAGAGAUCAGUAUCCUGGCGCAGCAGAUUUCCUCUCUGGCCAGUAGCUUUGACAUGUAUCACACGAUAAAGCCCCUUCAGCGCACGGCUCACAGCCCCCUGCCCUCAGCCUGUGACUGGCCCCAGCACCCACCUCACCCCUCUGUCCUUCCUCUCAAGUGUGACCUGGUCCUCGACGACGGCGUGAUCGACAGCAUCCUGAAAGACCUGGACACGGCCACAAGAAAAAGCAACACGUCCGACCCAGCUGUUGUGUCCUACACCUAUCAGCAGGGUUUAGUGUGCAGCAGGAGCGGGCCCCGUCAUUUGGAGCAGGAGCCCCUCGGCCCCUCCACGGCCACCCCAGAGGAGACGCUGCCUGCUGAGCGGUUCACUGCCAUGGAUCCCUUCAGUUUGCAGUUGGCACGCUUUGACCAAAACACUGGGUUGCAUCAACUCCACCACAAUAUGCACAUUAGCCUUCAGCAAGACGGACUUGCUAAAGAACACCUGUACUGAAAUAAGUAUGUGACUUACUGUACUAGCAGUUGUAUGACAUAUUGUCAGGACAAUCUUCCUUCGCUGGAUCAAAAGAAGAACUUGAACAAGGACGUUUAAAGGACGUCUUUGCUCAGAAAGUUUCCCCCUGCUGACGUAUUUGUGAAUGUAGAAAAGAAUCUUAAGCAGAUGCUGUUCUCUUCAGGGCUAAAGCUUUGUCUUCAUUCCUCCAGACUGCUGUCUACUCUCUUUAGUGUUUUACUAUAUUUUAUGAAACAGGUGCUGUCAACACUUACACGCUGACAUGGAGAGAUAUUUUUCUUCUAAUACGAAGUGACCACAGUUUACUAUCCAGCACUUUAUCAUGUCUUUGCCACCAGAGGUGUAUAAAUGAGAAGAUGAGACCUAGAAUUCAAACGUUCUAAUCAAAUCAAAGCAAAGAGCCAUUUUAAAUACUUGUUAUUAGUGCCUUAAUACAUGUUGACAAGACAGUUUGCUACAAGAUAAUAUUUGUAUUCCAUUUUUGUAAGCGUCUCAUUUUUCGUGCCCUCAGUACUUUGAAACUAAUAUGAAUAAUAAAAACGACCUCAGUCAGCGAGCAGUGAAAUAAUGAUGAGUGUGAAUUCAUCACCUACCUCUGGUACAUCUCACAGUUUUAUGAAUAAGUUAUAUUCAUGUCGACAGAGUGAACCGUAUUCAAUGUGAAACUUUAUUCCUUCCACAGAAUGUUUUCCACAUGGUACUAAAAUUGUAAAUGUCUGAAUGUUCAUGUAAUUUGUGUUA